Haliotis rufescens (red abalone) is the source of this 3397-nucleotide messenger RNA. RefSeq names its product mucin-22-like. The transcript has 3 exons. The coding region runs from base 1 to 3207 and encodes 1068 amino acids. NCBI's taxonomy places the organism in Eukaryota, Metazoa, Mollusca, Gastropoda, Lepetellida, Haliotidae. The record is from RefSeq and is a predicted model, not a curated record.
AUGGCGUCUGGAAACACAGCAGCAACCGGUAUCAACAGCAUUGCAACAUCGACGUCGGCGACAACAACUGAACUGUUCACAAAUAAUAAUGGUUAUGGUGGCAAUAGUGGAUCCAGUGGCAACAACGAUGUGUCCCUAGCUGGGAUGUUUAGGACUGUUUCUAUGAUAAUUCAUGAACGGAGGUUUAGCUUGGUAGAGCAGUACAAUGGUAAGACUGGGGCUGAUUAUAUCAUUGCCGUUCUUGGUGGGGUGUCCUUGACACUUUGUGGGAAAGAAUGUGCCGGAAGGGGAGACAACUGCCUAUCAUUCGUCUACAAGAGGAUAGAGCGGCUGUGCUACCUUCACGAGAAGGAGUUAGGGAGCCUGACAAUGGAGCAUGUGCUUGGAGCAAAAGCGUACAUGGUCGCAGGUCAGGCAGAAUUUUCAACAGCUGCUGAUUAUACAACUUCAACAGCGUCAAGCGACGAUACAACCCAAUCAUCGUCGGUUGCAUACGACACAUCCCAACCAUCAACGGUAGCAGACGACACAAUCAAACCCUCAACGUUAGCAGACGAUACAACCCAAUCAUCAACGGUAGAAGACGAUACCACCCAAUCAUCGACGGUAGCAGACGACACAACGGAUUCAACGACUGCAGCAGACGACACAACGGAUUCAGCGACUGCAGCAGAUGACACAACGGAUUCAGCAACUGCAGCAGACGACACAACGGUUUCAGCGACUGCAGUAGACGACACUACGGAUUCAGCGACUGCAGCAGACGACACAACGGAUUCAGCGACUAUAGCAGACGAAACAACGGAUUCAGCCACUACAGCAGACGACACAACGGAUUCAGCGACUACAGCAGACGACACAACGGAUUCAGCGACUACAGCAGACGUCACAUCGGAUUCAGCAACUGCAGCAGAUGACACAACGGUUUCAGCGACUGCAGCAGACGACACAACAGAUUCAGCGACUGCAUCAGACAACACAACGGAUAUAGCGACUAAAGCAGACGACACAAUGGAUUCAGCGACUACAGCAGAAGACACAACAUAUUCAACGACUACAGCAGACGACACAACCGAUUCAGCGACUGCUGCAGACGACAUAACGGUUUCAGCGACUGCAGCAGACAACACAACGGAUUCAGCGACUGCAGCAGACGACACAACGGAUUCAGCAACUGCAGCAGACGACACAACGAUUUCAGCGACUGCAGCAAACGACACAACGGAUUCAGUGACUACAGCAGACGACACAACGGAUUCAGCGACUACAGCAGACGAAACAACGGUUUCGGCGACUGCUUCACACGACACAACGGAUUCGGCGACCACAGCAGACGACACAACGGAUUCAGCAACUGCGGCAGACGACACUACAGUUUCAGCGACUGAAGCAGACGACACAACGGAUUUAGCGACUGCAGGAGACGACACAACGUUUUCAGCGACUGCAGCAGACGACACAACGGAUUCAGCAACUGCAGCAGACGACACAACGGAUUCAGCGACUACAGCAGACGACACAACGGAUUCAGCGACUACAGCAGACGACACAACGGAUUCAGCGACUACACCAGACGACACAACGGAUUCAGCGACUGCAGGAGACGACACAACGGUUUCAGCGACUGCUUCACACGACACAACGGAUUCGGCGACUACAGCAGACGACACAACGGAUUCAGCAACUGCAGCAGACUACACAACGGUUUCAGCGACUGAAGCAGACGACACAACGGAUUUAGCGACUGCAGCAGACGACACAACGUUUUCAGCGACUGCAGCAGACGACACAACGGAUUCAGCAACUGCAGCAGACGACACAACGGAUUCAGCGACUGCAUCAGACGACACAACGGAUUCAGCGAUUACAGCAGACGAGACAACGGAUUCAGCGACUACAGCAGACGACACAACGUUUUCAGCGACUGCAGCAGACGACACAACGGAUUCAGCAACUGCAGCAGACGACACAACGGAUUCAGCGACUGCAUCAGACGACACAACGGAUUCAGCGACUACAGCAGACGAGACAACGGAUUCAGCGACUACAGCAGACGACACAACGGAUUCAGCGACUGCAGGAGACGACACAACGGUUUCAGCGACUGCUUCAGACGACACAACGGAUUCGGCGACUGAAACAGACGACACAACGGUUUCAGCGACUGCAGCAGACGACACAACGGUUUCAGCGACUGCAGCAGACGACACAACGGAUUCAGCGACUGCAGGAGACGACACAACGGUUUCAGCGACUGCUUCACACGACACAACGGAUUCGGCGACUACAGCAGACGACACAACGGAUUCAGCAACUGCAGCAGACUACACAACGGUUUCAGCGACUGAAGCAGACGACACAACGGAUUUAGCGACUGCAGCAGACGACACAACGUUUUCAGCGACUGCAGCAGACGACACAACGGAUUCAGCAACUGCAGCAGACGACACAACGGAUUCAGCGACUGCAUCAGACGACACAACGGAUUCAGCGAUUACAGCAGACGAGACAACGGAUUCAGCGACUACAGCAGACGACACAACGUUUUCAGCGACUGCAGCAGACGACACAACGGAUUCAGCAACUGCAGCAGACGACACAACGGAUUCAGCGACUGCAUCAGACGACACAACGGAUUCAGCGACUACAGCAGACGAGACAACGGAUUCAGCGACUACAGCAGACGACACAACGGAUUCAGCGACUGCAGGAGACGACACAACGGUUUCAGCGACUGCUUCAGACGACACAACGGAUUCGGCGACUGAAACAGACGACACAACGGUUUCAGCGACUGCAGCAGACGACACAACGGUUUCAGCGACUGCAGCAGACGACACAACGGAUUUAGCGACUGCGGGAGACGACACAACGGAUUCAGCAACUGCAACAGACGACACAACGGUUUCAGCGACAGCAGCAGACGACACAGCGGAUUCAGCAACUGCAACAGACGACACAACGGUUUCAGCGACUGCUUUAGACGACACAACGGAUUCAGCAACUGCAACAGACGACACAACGGUUUCAGCGACUGCAGCAGACUACACAGCGGAUUCAGCGGCUGCAGGAGACGACACAACGGAUUCAUAUGAAGGUUCAAAAGAGUUGGCAACCGAUGUGCCUUCAGAUUGUACGACACUUGACAAUGAAAGCAGCGAAUGCCUGAACAAUACAAGUGGUGAGGCUGAUGGUAGCGGCGAUUAGGACAAAUAGUGAAACAAAGAACCCCAAAAGAUCUGAUGUGGAAAGUAAAAUUUCAAACUAAUGUUGACGUUGUUCCCAACGUAUUCCCAGGAAAUAUCUGGAAAUGAUAUCAUCUGGAAAUGUUGAGUGUUUUAGAAAGAAGACUGUAUUCACGAGGAAAAUAUAUCCCAUAUAUAAGAUGUCAUUAGCA